Molecule: messenger RNA, 4352 nt
Organism: Drosophila willistoni
Lineage: Eukaryota; Metazoa; Arthropoda; Insecta; Diptera; Drosophilidae
Gene: Stat92E
Product: signal transducer and transcription activator
Exons: 8
Coding region: 271-2634 (787 amino acids)
Biological process (GO): defense response; cell surface receptor signaling pathway via JAK-STAT; regulation of cell population proliferation
Molecular function (GO): DNA-binding transcription factor activity, RNA polymerase II-specific; RNA polymerase II cis-regulatory region sequence-specific DNA binding
Source: RefSeq, a predicted model, not a curated record
UAUCAUAAACAAACAAUAACAUAGAGAAACAAAAACCAACUGCACAUUUUAUGGACGAAUCAAACUCAUUUGCUUGUGGAAGUCAGAUGGACCUUGGGUGAGGUUAAGAGCAGUCCAGUCUAAUCCUCAUCAGCCUCAGCUAAAGCCAAAAUAAAUCACAAAAUAAAACGCUUAAAGCCAUUAAACCUUUUCAAAUAAGAACCCACACACACACUUACAAACACCAAGUCAUUCAAUUGCAUUCAUAAUACGCACACAACCACAUAGAGCAUGAGCCUUUGGAAACGCAUUUCCAGCCAUGCGGACUGUGAGCAACGCAUGGCGGCUUAUUACGAUGAGAAGGGUCUGUUUGACCUUCGACUCUGCUUGGCGCCCUGGAUCGAAGAUCGCAUAAUGUCCGAGCAAAUCACACCAAAUUCAACGGAACAACUUGAACGCAUUGCGCUCAAAUUCAACGAGGAUCUGCAACAAAAACUUUUGUCAACACGCACAGCCACCGAUCAGAACUUAAAGUAUCGUGUGGUCGAGCUUUGUGCCCUCAUUCAGCGUACCCCAGCCCUUGAGCUGUAUACACAUCUGCGUAGCGGAUUGCAAAAGGAACUGCAAUUCGUGACCGAACAAAGCGUGGCGGCCACUGGGGGUCAAUCGAUGCCGCUGAAUCCCUACAAUAUGAAUAAUCCAGCGGCUAUGGCUGCUGCUGCUGGCUUUAUCAACGAUGGCAGUCAACUAAUGGACAGCAGUAGCAAUGGCGGCGGAGGUUUUGUCGCUGGUGGUGUCCCAGUUGUCGGUCCCGGUGCAGCCACUCCAUCAAUGGGCGGCGGCGGUGGUGGUGGUGUUGUUAUGGGCCAUAAUGCUACUCCCGCCCCGGCUGUGGGCAUGGGUGUCGUUAAAAUGGAACUCUAUGAUUUACAUCAACAGAUCAUGCAGGCAUAUAACGACUUCUCUAGCAUUGGCAAUCCCCUGAAAAUGAUGGUACACACCUAUGAGUGCAUGAUCCAGGUGACAGGUGCACAGAAAGCCGAUCUAAUGCGUAGUGUGAUUGAGCAGAAGGCAAAUAUUGUUUGCCAUUUGCGUCGCAGUUUUAUGUAUUACGAGGCUCUGCAGGAAAUGGCCGUAACAGAGUUAAAAAAUUGGCGUCGCCAGCAAGCUCAGGCCGGCAAUGGGGCAUCCUUCAAUGAGAAUAUGCUUGACGAAAUUCAGCGUUGUUUCGGUAUCUUGGAAUCGUUUGUGUGCCUGCUAUUGGAGGCAGUCAAGCAGGUCCGAAUGAUGGAAGAAGAUCAAGAGCUAAAAAUUUUCAUGGAGACAAUACAGGUGGCUCAAAAGAAUUUGGUCUGUUCGGCUUUUAUUGUUGAUAAGCAGCCGCCACAGGUGAUGAAGACGAAUACACGUUUUGCAUCUUCGGUACGUUGGCUAAUUGGCUCCCAGCUGGGCAUACACAAUAAUCCACCAACGGUUGAGUGCAUCAUCAUGUCAGAGCAACAAGCCCAACGUUUUGUCACUCGUGGAUCACAUAUGGAUGUGAUUAACAAUAGCAUGUCGAAUCAAUCGUCUGGCGAAAUACAAAACUGCUCCAGUACCAUGGAAUAUCAGCAGAAUCAAAUAUUCUCCGCCAGUUUUAGAAAUAUGCAGCUUAAGAAAAUCAAACGGGCCGAAAAAAAGGGCACCGAAAGUGUGAUGGAUGAAAAGUUUGCACUCUUUUUCUAUGCUACAACCACAGUUGAUAGCUAUCAGAUACGCGUGUGGACUCUAUCGCUGCCCGUGGUUGUUAUCGUGCAUGGAAAUCAGGAGCCACAAUCCUGGGCCACCAUCACCUGGGAUAAUGCAUUCGCAGAUAUUGUACGUGAUCCGUUUGUGGUCACCGAUCGUGUGACAUGGUGUCAGCUCUCUAUAGCCCUCAAUAUUAAAUUUGGUUCCUCCACACAACGACCGCUGACAUCCGAGAAUUUGGAAUUUCUUUUUGAAAAACUUCAGCGCGAUAAUAUUAGCGGAGAACGAAAUGAUUGCAUUUCGUGGAAUCACUUUUGUAAAGAGCCUCUGCCAGAUCGUGCAUUCACUUUUUGGGAAUGGUUCUAUGCCAUUAUGAAACUCACCAAAGACCAUUUGCUGGGCAUGUGGAAGGCGGGUCGCAUUACCGGUUUUAUUAGCAAGGCUAAAGCACAGGAUGAUCUAAUGCGUGCCACAACAGGAAUAGGCACAUUUUUGGUUCGCUUCUCCGACAGUGAAUUGGGUGCCGUAUCUAUUGCCUAUGUUAAUGAAUAUGGUGUGGUUGUCAUGCUAAAGCCAUGGACAUCCAAAGAUUUCCAUAUUAUUAAUUUGGCCGAUCGUAUACGAGACUUGGACCUGCGUUACCUGCAUCCGACAGACAUCAAUGUGUUGCCCCUAGAGCGUGAUAUCGCAUUUGGUGAAUUCUAUACACCGCGAGUUGAACCAGCACCGAGACCCGAUGGCUAUGUGCCCAGCACGAUACGCGUUCAGGUGCGUGCCGCUGGUGGAGAGAAUGGUUCGAUUGCCGGAACACCUCAUCAUCCAAUGCAAUCACCGCCGCAGAACGACAUGACUGGGAUGGGAAAUGGUAAUAAUGAUUUUGCCAUGGCGGACUUUGAUGCGAUGCAGAACUUUGACUAUACUAUAUAAACUAUGAAGCAUAUAUAUUAUAUAUAUCCAAUAUAUGAAUAGAUAUAUAUGUAUAAUCUAUAUAUAUAUACAAAGAAUUUUAUGUAUAAACAACUACGAUAUAAACAAUUAAUGGAGUGCCGCUACCAUGGAUGUUAGAGCAACGAGACUUUUUGUGGAUCAUCAUUUUAAAAUUAAUCCCGAAAAUGUUUUUAUUCAAUGUUUUUUUAAGAAUGUUUUGGAUAUAUACAUCAUGAUGUUGUGGCAUGUUUUCUUUGCAUUUGUGAAACGCCAUACAAAAACAACAACUACAACUUAAGCAAUGCAUGCAAUUAAUUGUUUGACUUGAAAACAACAACAACAACACACACACACACACACACAAAACACACACCUAACUAGCCACAUCAUAUCCGCACUCCAAACCCCCCUCAGCACAUGCCCUCUGAACUAUUAGAACUAUUUUAGAAUGUAUGUCUGAACUGUGCAUUAAAAUAUUUUCAUAUUUCUUUUUUUUUGUUUUUAUAGAAUUUCUUUUGUAAAAUGUGUAAACUUUUGAAAUGUUUCUGUAUAUCGAUUCAAAUCUUUUUGUUCGCCAUUGUUCUUGAACAUGGUUUAAUUUUAAUUAUCUUAUCUACUUAACUAAUUGACAAGGAUAUCAGUUUUUAGUAGUUACAUAUUAUUUGUUGAAUCUAAAUUUUUUGAUUUUUAUUUUAAUUUUAAUUGAACUUACUUUUAGAUAUGUGUAUGUACGUACGAUUCAUGGUUAAGUGAAAUUAAGAGCGAAUGAAACGAAAAGCAGCAAAGCGAUGAAUGGUUUCAGUUUAAAUUCUGAUAAUUUUAGUUACUAUUAUUAUUUUUAAUGUAUUUCUAUAUAAUGUGUGAAAUGCUUUAUGUAAAAAGUAAAACAAAACAAACAAAAAAAAAAACAAAACAAAAAACGAAAAAUAAGAAAUCAAAAUGUGAAUCCUCGUUUUUUUUUUUUUUAAUUAUUGCUUCCAUGCUGAAAAUGCGUAAAUCUUAUUAAUAUAUGUAUGUAAAUUUCCCUUUUUUGUUUGAUUCAAGGCAACGUUGUUUUGCACAGCAUUACAAAUGCGUUCAAUAUGGUCAAUAUUAAUAUAAAAUAUAUAUAUAUGUAUUAUGUAUAUAUAAAUAUAUACGUUUUUGCCUUUAGUCAUUUAACGAAGCACAGAAAAUACUAUUGAUAAUAUCAACUACAAAACUAUUUUUUGUAUACACUUAAGAGCUUGUAACGUGAAACUUUUAGAAUUUUAUAAAAUCUAAGUACAUAAUAACCACCAACACAAAAGAAAAACAAAAAUAAAUCAUUAAACAUUUGAAAAACAAACACACAAAAACGAAGCAAAUGGAUAACGAAACACAAAACCGAACCAUCUUAUUUACGAAUAUUCGAAAAACAAAAAGAAACACUCAAUGUGUGUACGUAAUGUCAUUUUAUGUGAAUGUUUUACUUAUAAAGAACUUUUAUGGACACAUUCCCAUUUUUACACACACACACACACACACAUACACACAUAGAGACACGAAGAGAAGAUGAUAUUGAGAAUGGCUGAAUGUAUGUAUUUAAAUGUUUACACAUCUAUAUAUAUAUAUAUAUAUAUAUUUGAAUUAUAUACUGCAAAUGUAUGUAAGAAAGUAAGAGGGGAAUAAACUAUAGAACUAUUCUUGUCAAAAUGGCCAAUAAAGAUUUUGAAUGUAAAAGCAACUAAAAUAUGAAA